Gambusia affinis (western mosquitofish) is the source of this 5650-nucleotide messenger RNA. RefSeq lists its product as uncharacterized. The record is from RefSeq and is a predicted model, not a curated record. The coding region runs from base 624 to 5048 and encodes 1474 amino acids. Lineage: Eukaryota; Metazoa; Chordata; Actinopteri; Cyprinodontiformes; Poeciliidae. Gene Ontology annotation, biological process: DNA integration. The transcript has a single exon. Gene Ontology annotation, molecular function: nucleic acid binding; zinc ion binding.
CACACAUUUAGUAAAUACCUUUUGUUUAUUAUAAUUAUUAACGAUUUUGUUUUGCUGAGUUGAAGGACUGGCUGAGGGAGAAGACUGGUUGAAAGGCAAACCAGGAAGUGGAACAAACCAUCAGGCUGCUGGAAGCAGGGGACCUGAUGUUGAAGAACUUUCCUCUUUCUAGUUAUAGCAUAAGUCCUUAAAUAUUUUGAUGUUAGGUUUGAUUUGUGUUUGUUAUGGUGUUGUAGUUAAAAUAUGUUGGUUUAAAUUAAUUGUUUAUGUUUAUACAUUGUUUGUCUUUGCCUCAUCUCCCACCCCUUCUUGUGUGUGUAGGCUAGCCUUUGUGUUUAAAUUCCCCUGUGUGUUCAUUGUGUGAAGUCAGUUUUGGUUUGUUAUCCUGAGUUAGGUAUGCUUUAGUUGAUUUCUUUUGGGCCCAUUUUGUUAUAUUUUUGAGAUUUGAUGUUGAAUGUCUCUUCUUGAAGAAAGUUUGGAAAAAUAAAUAGAAAGUAUAUUUUUAUAUAUGCCUUUGUCCUUGUGCCUUACUGGACGGACCGUAACAAUUGGUGUCAGGAGUGGGAUCCUCCAGUUAAGGACAAAGGUAUAUUUAUUGAUUUAAAAGAAGAAAACCCUAAACCAUGAGAGGAGCCAGAGGUGGGAAAGGCAAGUCAGCUCCAUCAGACAAGGAAGCGGACACAGAGCAGGAGCAGUGUGGUGCAGCUGGUGAAGAGGUUGACGAGGGGAGAGAGCCGACCAUAUCUGACUUGGUUGGGAUCCUGCAGGGCCACAUUGGACAACAGAAAGCUAGAGAGAUACAAUGGGAGAAGGAGAUGGCACGUCAAGAUCAUCGGUUUAAGGUUUUCCAACAACAGUUCAGUUUGUUUCAAGAGGAGUUUCAGGCCCAGUCUUCUGCAGGCCUGAGGCCUUUUGUGCAAGACCACGCCCCCUCUUCUCCAGGCUUGAGGGAUGAUGAUGAUGAUGAUUGCUCAUCACCAGCACCUGCACCGUCUUCUGGCAAGCCAGGUGACUCAGUUGCUACAUGUUUGUUUAAAGAACCGAAACUGCAAAAGCUAACUGAGAAGGAUGAUAUUGAACAUUUCCUUAUAACUUUUGAAAGGAUAGCUUGUGUGUGCAGAUGGCCAAAAAAGGACUGGGCAUUUCAAUUGAUUCCAUUAUUGACUGGUAAAGCCAGGAGUGCAUAUGUACAUAUGGAUAUGGAUGAAUCAAUGGACUAUAAUAAUGUUAAAGCUGCUAUUUUACAGAAAUAUGAAAUUAACAGCGAGACUUACCGACAGAGGUUCCGCUCUCUUUAUGUGGAGCCAAAUGAGUCCCCCAAGGAGCUAUAUGUGAGACUUAAAGAACUAUAUGGAAAAUGGGUUCAGCCCCGAGGUAAGACUGUUGAAGAAGUGAAUGAUGUCAUAAUUCUUGAACAGUAUUUCCGAAUGUUGUCUCCAGAACUCCAAGUUUGGAUUAAGGAACGAAACCCAAAAGAUGCAGCCGAAGCAGUUUCCUUGGCAGAUGCUUUUGUGGCGGCCCGUAGAAAGACUCAAUCGUGGGCUUUUAGAGCUGCAAAAAGAGAGUUUAUUCCGGGUUUUGGUAACACCAAUCAAACUGGAAAUGUGAGUAAGCUGUCUGGAAAAGAAAAAUGUUUUCUCCCCAAUCAAACAAAAUCUUUGAAAAAACCCAUCUGCUAUUUAUGUGGGCAGGAGGGCCAUAUAAAGCCCAUGUGUCCUCAAAAUCCUGCAAAACUUUCUCAGAUGUGUUUUGUACCCAGAGAAAAUCAUGUAUUGAACAGACAAAACCAGCCACUGAUGCAGACUACUGUGGAGAUAGAUGGGCAGAAGGUCAAAGCCCUGAUUGACACAGGAAGCACCCAGUCAUUGGUACAUCGCAGGUAUGUCCCACCACAUAGUAUUUGCACCUCUGAAACAAUACCCAUCUGCUGUGUUCAUGGGGAUGAAAAACAAUAUCCAACAGCAGACAUUUAUAUGAGAGUGCAAGGACAUGUUUACCUGUUAAAUGUGGGUGUUAUGGAUAAAUUAUCUUUUCCUGUUGUCUUGGGUAAUGAUCUUCCAAUUCUCACUGACCUAAUAAAUGCUUCUAAAAUGUGCAAUUUUGUGCUCACACGGUCCCAGGCAAAGACCUCUGGGGAAGAUGAACCCAGCCUAAGGGCCUUGCCAUUUUAUGGGGCUGAGAUUGAAGAGGGUCAAACUAAAGAACGGAAGUCUCGUGCACAGCGCAAGCAGGAAAAAUUCAAACAUACCACGGCCUCUCCUGUGUUACCUGAACCUGAGGUACAGCUAGACUUUGAAAUUCCUGAUAAUAUUAGUGAGCUGCAGCACCAGGAUAGAAGUCUGGCUGACCUUAUUAAGAGAGUGGAAGAAGGUGGAACUGCAGAGGAAUUUCACAUGCAAAAUGGCAUCCUCUAUAGGAGACAUGGGGAAGUACAUCAGCUUGUGUUACCUAGAAAAGCCAGAAAACCAGUAUUAACUUUGGGCCAUUCAAUUCCCUGGGCUGGCCACCUGGGGAAACAUAAAACAAUAGCCCGAAUCCAACAGUGUUUUUACUGGCCUGGAUUACAAAAGGAUGUUGCCAAUUUUUGCAGGAGUUGUCCUCAGUGUCAAAAAACAUCCAACAGAUUUGCAGUGAGAGCACCUCUUCAGCCUCUUCCUAUUAUAAAUACACCAUUUGAACGUUUGGGCAUGGAUGUUGUGGGUCCAGUGGAGAAGAGCAAAUCAGGUAACCGAUUUAUGUUGGUUAUCACUGAUUACGCAACAAAGUAUCCAGAAGUGUUCCCUUUGAAAUCUGUCACAGCUAAAACUGUUGCUUUUUGCCUGGUUCAAUUUUUUUCACGAGUGGGGUUCCCCAAAGAAAUACUGACUGAUCAAGGGACAAAUUUUAUGUCCAAAUUACUGAAGGAUGUCUAUAAAUUGAUUGGCAUUAGGGGACUGAGAACCACCCCAUAUCACCCUCAAACUGAUGGACUCACAGAGAGGUUUAAUCAGACUCUUAAGAACAUGCUUCGUAAGUUUAUCAAUGAAGCUGGGUCUGAUUGGGAUCAGUGGCUCCCUUACCUCAUGUUUGCAUAUCGGGAGGUACCCCAAGCCUCUACUGGGUUUUCCCCUUUUGAGUUGCUUUUUGGACAUGAGGUGCGAGGUCCACUGGCUCUGUUGAAGGAAAGGUGGGAAGGGGAGAAACCUGCAAAAGAACCUGUAAAUACAAUUUCUUAUGUCCUCCAGAUGAGAGAGAAGUUGGAAAAGAUGACCUCAUUGGCUCAGGAACAUAUGCGUCUCUCCCAACAGAAGCAAAAAACCUGGUAUGAUCAGACUGCUCAUGAGAGAAGUUUUGAACCAGGUCAAAAGGUAUUGGUACUGCUACCUACUGAUGACAGCAAGUUUUUAGCUCAAUGGCAGGGUCCAUAUGAGGUUGUUCAAAAGCUGGGACCCACCACCUACAAAAUUUGUACUCCAGAUCAGAGACGCAGUACAAGAGUUCUUCACAUUAACUUGCUAAAGGAGUGGGUCUCAAGGACUGAGGGGAAGCAAGAUGUAUUUUUCAUUAGAAAUGUAUCAGAUGAGGAGGUGGAAGAACAAUAUUUGCCUCUACCAUCAGCUUUUGUUUUUGACCUGAGUCAUCUCUCCCCAGAGCAGCAGUUGCAAGUGAGAGCCCUUUGUAACAUCAAUGUGUUUCAUGCUAAUCCUGGACGAACUGAUUAUAUUAAACAUGAUAUUCGUUUGAAAGAAAACGCAAUUGUGAAACGAAGAAGUUACAGGAUCCCGGAGCGUCUCCUUGGCCCUUUAAAAGAGGAGAUUGAAUUAAUGCUUUCUCUGGGCAUCAUUGAGACUUCCCACAGUGACUGGUGUAAUCCUAUUGUCCUUGUACCAAAAAAGGAUGGCACCAUGAGGUUCUGUAUAGACUUCCGUUAUUUGAACUCUGUUUCCAAGUUUGACUCGUAUCCAACUCCUCGUAUUGAUGAUUUGAUUUGCUGUCUUGGAAGAGCAAAAUAUCUUACCACCAUUGACCUCUCUAAAGGUUAUUGGCAGGUUCCCCUUACCAACAGGUCUCGUGAGCUGACAGCUUUCCGGACACCUUGGGGCCUCUAUCAGUUCACUGUCAUGCCUUUUGGGCUUCAUGGAGCACCUGCAACCUUCCAGAGACUUAUGGAUAAGGUACUGGGGGGUUUUUCAAACUUUGCAUCUGCUUAUUUAGAUGAUAUUGUCAUCUACAGUAAAAGCUGGGAGGACCAUUUGCAUCAUCUUAAGGCUGUUUUUGAGUCUCUUCAUGCUGCAGGUCUGACUGUUAAUGCAGCUAAAUGCACCCUUGCCAAGAAGGAAGUUCAAUAUCUCGGCCAUAUUAUUGGCAAUGGAGUCAUCAAACCUCAGAUCCAGAAGGUUCAAGCAAUUCAGUCAUGUCCUCUGCCGCAGACCAGGACACAGCUAAAAUCCUUUCUUGGGAUGUCGGGUUGGUACCAUAAGUUCAUUCCUAACUUUUCUGCCAGAGCUGCUAUGCUUACAGAUAUGACCAGUCCCAAGAGACCCAAUCAGCUUCAGUGGUCGGAGGAAGCAGAGAGUGCAUUUAAGGACAUCCAAGGAGCCUUAAGUGGACCUCCAACAUUACACUGCCCUGACUUUGACCAGCCAUUUAUUUUGCAAACGGAUGCAUCUGGGCGUGGGCUGGGUGCAGUGCUGCUUCAAGGGCCUCCCGGGGAACGUCAUCUUAUUGCUUUUAUAAGCAGAAAGCUCUACCCAAGAGAAACUCGAUACUCUACCAUAGAAAAGGAGUGCCUAGCUGUGAAGUGGGCCUUAGAUUCACUUAAAUAUUACCUAUUGGGGACACGGUUCAUCCUAGAAGUGGAUCAUAAGGCUCUGAAAUGGCUUGAAAGAAUGAAAGACUCAAACAGCAGGAUAACCCGCUGGUACCUGGCGAUGCAACCAUUUCAGUUUGACGUCCAUCACAUCCCUGGGAAGCUGAACACUACUGCCGACUACCUGUCACGCUGGCCCAUGGACCUUCCAGAAGAGGGGGAGUGUGUGGAGGUUCCUCCACAAUUAACCCAGUGUUAGUAUUUAUUUAAAUGUUUUAUACAAUACAUUUAUAAUUUCAUUUGUUUGUGUGUUUAUUGUUUUAGGUUGUUUACUAUUAUGGGUGCACACAUUUAGUAAAUACCUUUUGUUUAUUAUAAUUAUUAACGAUUUUGUUUUGCUGAGUUGAAGGACUGGCUGAGGGAGAAGACUGGUUGAAAGGCAAACCAGGAAGUGGAACAAACCAUCAGGCUGCUGGAAGCAGGGGACCUGAUGUUGAAGAACUUUCCUCUUUCUAGUUAUAGCAUAAGUCCUUAAAUAUUUUGAUGUUAGGUUUGAUUUGUGUUUGUUAUGGUGUUGUAGUUAAAAUAUGUUGGUUUAAAUUAAUUGUUUAUGUUUAUACAUUGUUUGUCUUUGCCUCAUCUCCCACCCCUUCUUGUGUGUGUAGGCUAGCCUUUGUGUUUAAAUUCCCCUGUGUGUUCAUUGUGUGAAGUCAGUUUUGGUUUGUUAUCCUGAGUUAGGUAUGCUUUAGUUGAUUUCUUUUGGGCCCAUUUUGUUAUAUUUUUGAGAUUUGAUGUUGAAUGUCUCUUCUUGAAGAAAGUUUGGAAAAAUAAAUAGAAAGUAUAUUUUUAUAUAUGCCUUUG